Molecule: messenger RNA, 1991 nt
Organism: Hemicordylus capensis (graceful crag lizard)
Lineage: Eukaryota; Metazoa; Chordata; Lepidosauria; Squamata; Cordylidae
Gene: TANK
Product: TRAF family member associated NFKB activator
Exons: 9
Coding region: 308-1954 (548 amino acids)
Biological process (GO): canonical NF-kappaB signal transduction
Source: RefSeq, a predicted model, not a curated record
GCGGCUGCAAAGAGCAGCACCCGCUGUCUCCAUUCUCUCUGGCUGGUGUGGUGCUGGGAUUAGGCCCGCCCUGCUGCGCCGAAGGAAAAGGGCGAGUGAGUGGAGACAGUGGCUGCUCCAGGGCGGUGGCGGUGGGUGCUUACACUCACACACUCUUCCUCUGGCCAGAGCCGCAGGGAAAAAGAGGAUGGGGUCCCUUUGAGGCUAGGGCAUGUUGCCAAGAGGAGCCCCCAGUCUGCGAUCGGCCCUUGCUAGGGCCUAAUCGCCCUGACCCCCCACCGUCCGUGAAGCAGAGCCUAAAGCCGCGAUGUCGAGUUUUGCAGGGCCGGUCACAUGGCUAACAAAAGCUCAGCAGGAAAUGAGUUCUGGUUCCUGGGUCGCAGGCAGUUCUGCUUCUGUACAGAAGAGCAGAGCUCUGGGAUCGCUGGGGAGCGCUAAUUUUACCGGAUCUGUUGCAAAUCUCUUCAGUGAUGAGACAUUGCUGGGAAGUAUGGAUAAAAAUAUUGCAGAACAGCUCAAUAAAGCCUAUGAAGCCUUUCGGCAGGCAUGUAUGGAUAAAGACUCAGCUGUAAAAGAGCUAAAACAAAAGACGGACAGCUAUGAGAAGCAAAUACGCGAACAACAGGAACAAAUCGUACAUCUAACCAGCAUUGUUACAAAACUCAAAUCACAGCUGGCUGCCUUGAAUGUGAACAGAGUUAAUACACACGAUCAAGUUCCAGUACUUGAAGACAAAACAAGAAGAAAUGGUACCUUGCUAAACUUGAAUUCUGAUCAGCUCCAUGAAAAGCUGAAACAAUCAGUGCAAAGAGAGAAACAGCUAAAGGAACAAUUAGAGAAUGAGAGUAUCAAAUUAAAGCAAACAGAAGAAGAAAGUAAUUUAAAGGAAAAGAAAUUUGAGUCUGUUAUCACAAUCAAAGAAGAUGAAAUAAGGCAUCUGAAAAAACAGCUCAAAGAAAUAAACGAAGCACAAAAUUGCAUGCAUGUACCAAGAUAUGAAAAAGAGGGAAGGAGUGAAAAACAUCAUUCCUCUAGGCAGGAAUUAUCUCCAGGGGGCUUUCCUACAGCAGCCUACGAAAGGGAUGAACUUGAGACUGUUUUCUGGGGGAUGAAGGAAGAAUUUCACCGAAUACGCACACUCGCAAAAGCACAGACGGACCAGCUGAGUAAAUGUAACCUGAGGAGAGAACCUGAAACUGAAAUUCCAUUCUCCAAGCCUAUCCAGUGCAGUGAUGAACAAGCAGAUGAUCUCUGUAACCCUUGGGUUAAAAAAGAUCUAAGUAGAGAUGUUUCACACUUCCCGUCUAUCGCACCAGGAGGAAUGGGCCAAGACGAGGAAGAGAACUCUGUUGAGUCGCUUUCUAAAUUUAAUGUCAAGUUCCCACCAACCGACAAUGACUCUACUUUUUUGCAGAGCAGUCCAGAUACACCACCAAUCUCAUGCGGUGUGGUGACUGAAGACUUACUUCAGGAUCAGCAGUUUAAUAGAGAGCUUGGAAACCAGACUAUGAACUUCAGUGAGGUGGCAGGUAACUUGUUUGAGGAGCACGGUACUGACCCGGUUGUUUCGACUCUGCAUAACCUAUCGCCUGCUAGCAAAGCUAAAACCUCAGCCCACACGAACACACUUGUACAGAGUCCUUUGGAGAAAGCUCCAGGCUUUAAACCACAAUUCUUAUACACCUAUGGAACCUCUAUGUUCACGAAGCAAGAUAAUCCUGAAAAAAACUUUCCCUCCUUAGAAGCUAAUGAGAGAACUGUUGGAGCACCUCAGCAGCCACUCUGGAAGCCGUAUCACACUCAAGACAGUGACUUAUUGGCACCUGCUUCUGCAGACUCAGAACUUGAUCAGCCUGGAAUAUGUGAAUUCUGUCAAAAGGUUUUCCCACCAUCUCUUACAUCCAGGGAGGACUUUCUGCGGCAUCUGAAUUCACACUUCAACUUGAAGAUUUAGUGUAACUGGAACACAGAUAAAUUUCUUUUUAAUUGAA